AUGCUCGAUUCAGAUUCAGAUUCUACGCCCCCACAACGGUGGAUGAAUGAACUCAAUACCAGAUGCACGAAGGCGGAAUGUGGGUCACCAAUCAAAAUACCCAAACUUGAGCUGCAGCAGCAAGACUCUCACAAGCAUGCCCCAGAGAAGUAG
Plenodomus lingam JN3 is the source of this 153-nucleotide messenger RNA. The record is from RefSeq and is a predicted model, not a curated record. NCBI's taxonomy places the organism in Eukaryota, Fungi, Ascomycota, Dothideomycetes, Pleosporales, Leptosphaeriaceae.